AUGUCUGGCGAAUUGAUUAAUGUUGUAAAUGUUUACGCUCAAAAUGAUGCGGUUGAAAGAAGGGGCCUGUGGGUGGAUUUGUUGGAAGUUAAAAUGUCUAUGGAUGGGUUAUGGUUGUUUUUAGGGGACUUUAACGACGUCUGGGUUCCGGAGGAGCGUAUUAACUCAGAAUUUAUUGCCCUCAAUGCAAAUUUUUUUAACCAGUUCAUUGCAGAUGCAGAAUUACUUAAGUACCAAAUGGGGGGCAGGAAAUUCACGUAUCACUCAGAUAAUGGGAUAAAAUGUAGCAAGUUGGAUAGGGCUUUGGUGUGUAUAAACUUUAUGACGAAGUGGCCAAUGGCGUCUUUAUUGGCUCUGUCGAAUGAGGUGUCGGAUCACUGCCCAAUUUUACUAACAACAAUGUCCGUCGAUUUUGGGCCUAAGCCGACUCGGGUCUUUAAUUCAUGGCUGGAAAUCCCUGGCUUAAUGGAUUAUGAGGACCAGAUUUGCUCGGAAUUCACGUUUACAGGGCGGGCGGAUCUGGGUUUAGCUACUAAAUUGAAAUGGUUGAAAUUACAUAUGAAAAAGCGGGUGGCAAACUAUAAAGUGGCUAAUGAAGGAGUGUAUGCGGAGAAGUUGAUGAAAUUAGAGGCGUUGGAUUUCGAAGCUGAAAAUAGAAGUCUGUUGCCACAUGAACUAGAGUUGAGGGCUGAUUGUAAAGCUUUUAUUUUCGAGGCUGACAAAGCUAAAUUAAUGGACCUUCGCCAAAAGUCUAGAGUUCGUUAG
Messenger RNA from Helianthus annuus (common sunflower), 765 nucleotides. RefSeq lists its product as uncharacterized. The record is from RefSeq and is a predicted model, not a curated record. Lineage: Eukaryota; Viridiplantae; Streptophyta; Magnoliopsida; Asterales; Asteraceae. The transcript has a single exon. The coding region runs from base 1 to 765 and encodes 254 amino acids.